AGGACAACGAGCUACAGGACGGAAGAAGCCCACGCAGCCCUGAAGCCUGAUUAGUCGCAAGCUGGCUGCUUCAGGAUCAGCUCGCUACGGCAGUGUCUCCUAAAGGAAAAAAUGCACAGUUGAAUAUUGCAAGACAUUGACUUUGAAGGGAAAGGAACUAAUUGCUUCUUACGAAAAAUCGCCAAACGACCUAGACAAAGGGGCAGUGGCCGCGACUGCGUUGAAUGUCUGCACUUUUUCUUGUUUGGCGGAGUUGGUACCGAGUGAAAGACGUGGGGGUGGAAAACAGGACAGAUUGCCGCGCGACGCUGCACCUAGCGAAGGCAUUGCGGCGUUCGGGGGUUAGCGCACGAACGGGUGGAUCUCAGCUAUAUGCAUUUGGGUUUUUUUCCCCUUUUGUGUCGGAGAUUAAAAAAAGCAGGACAAAGAGGGACUUGGGAAUGCGAGAGCGACGGCGAGCUUCUCAGUAUAACGUUUGAAGGAAGGCCCGAUGCCUUUUAUAAACCUGCAUUAAACUGUUUAACAAACGCAUUAAAGACUUGUUCGGAUUAAAGAACCGAGAGAGAACAACAACAAAGACAACUUCUAAGAAUCCAAAAUGUUCCCCCAAAAUCGACCUCCGGCACCUCUUCAGCCACCCCCUGGGUCCUCUGCUGCAGCAGCUGCAGCGGCGGCGGCGGCAGUGUCUGGGCCCCCCCCUUCGCUGAAACUGACCUACCCCGAAACCCUGGACCGCAUCAAAGAGGAGUUCCAGUUCCUCCAGACUCAGUACCACAGCCUGAAGCUGGAGUGUGAGAAGUUAGCAACUGAGAAGACGGAGAUCCAGAGGCACUACGUGAUGUACUACGAAAUGUCCUAUGGCCUGAACAUCGAGAUGCACAAACAGACUGAGAUCGCCAAGCGGCUAAACGUGAUCUGCGCCCAACUCAUUCCCUUCCUGUCACAGGAGCACCAGCAGCAGGUGGUUCAAGCCAUGGAACGUGCCAAGCAGGUGACUAUAGGGGAGUUGAAUGCUGCCAUAGGGGUACGUGGACUGCCCCUCCUGCCUCCCACACAGCAGCUGCAGGCCCAGCACCUCUCUCAGCACGCCAGCCUGCCACUCGGCCCCCACCCCUCUGGCCUCCAGCACCCUGGCCUGCUGGCCCUCUCCGGGGCCCUUGGGGCUCAGCUUGCCGCCAAGGAUGAGAGGGCCCACCUGGAGGCCGCUGCUGCGGAACACCACAGAGACCGGGAGGCUGGCCCGAGCUCACUAACUAACGGGGAUAAAGGUCGGCCAGCUGACUACCUCAGCAAUGGGAAAAAGCGGAAGGCGGAGGACAAGGAGUUCAUGCCCGACUAUGGCAGCGAUGCUGAGAAGAGUGAUGACAACCUGGUUGUGGAUGAGGACCCCUCGUCUCCUCGCAGCGUGCAGUCUUACUCGUCGCGUGAGAAUGGUUUGGAGAAGCUGCCGGUCUCCCGGAAGGAGGCACCUCCCCGGGCGAGCCCCGCCUCUCUGGCCUCCUCCAGCAGCGCGGCCUCCCCGUCACGCAGCCGUGGGGAGUCAGGGGCUGAUAAGUCCAGCACACCCUCCCUGAAGCCAGGUACCUCUAUGCCGGAGUCGUCCACCCCUGGCCCCAGUGGACCCCCCCAGUUCCGACCUGUUCUCGGGAAGCCUGGCAUGGAUGCCCUCGCUCUGGGCCUGCGGAACCCCCUGGCAGUGCAGGGUGCCUACCCAGCUGGGGCCUUUGGAUUGCCCCCCCCAGGGGCAAACGGAGAACUAGGUGGGGCAGCAGGAUACGGAGUGGGACUGCACCUAGUCUCCUCCCAGAUCAACGGUGCAGCGGCUGCUGGUUACAGCCGAUCUCCUGUAGUGGGGUAUGAGUCACCCCAUCCACACAUGAGGGUCUCCGGCAUUCCUGCUGCAAUGCAGUCUGCAUCUUCUGCUAAACCGGCCUACUCCUUCCACGUGAGCGCGGACGGGCAGAUGCAGCCUGUACCCUUUCCCCCCGACGCCCUGCUGGGCCCAGGGAUCCCGCGCCAUGCCCGGCAGAUCCACACGCUGAGCCACGGGGAGGUGGUGUGUGCCGUCACCAUCAGCGCCUCCACCCGGCACGUCUACACCGGCGGUAAGGGCUGCGUGAAGGUGUGGGACAUCAGCCAGCCGGGCAGCAAGAGCGCCAUGGCCCAGCUGGACUGCCUGAACAGAGACAACUACAUCCGCUCCUGUAAGCUCCUCCCCGACGGGCGAACUCUGAUAGUGGGAGGGGAGGCCAGCACCCUGUCCAUCUGGGACCUGGCCACGCCCACCCCCCGCAUCAAGGCGGAGUUGACAUCAUCGGCCCCCGCUUGCUACGCUCUGGCCAUCAGCCCCGACAACAAGGUUUGCUUCUCCUGCUGCAGCGACGGAAACAUCGUGGUCUGGGACCUGCAUAACCAGACCCUGGUCAGACAGUUCCAGGGCCACACAGAUGGGGCCAGUUGCAUCGACAUCUCCAACGACGGGACCAAGCUGUGGACGGGGGGGCUGGACAACACGGUGCGCGGGUGGGACCUGAGGGAGGGGCGGCAACUGCAGCAGCAUGACUUCACCUCCCAGAUCUUCUCUCUGGGCCACUGUCCCACAGGAGACUGGCUGGCCGUAGGGAUGGAGAGCAGCAACGUGGAGGUGCUGCACGUGUCCAAGCCCGACAAGUACCAGCUGCACCUGCAUGAGAGCUGCGUGCUCUCGCUCAAGUUCGCCUACUGCGGCAAAUGGUUUGUAAGCACAGGAAAAGACAAUCUGCUGAAUGCAUGGCGGACACCAUACGGAUCUAGUAUAUUCCAGUCGAAGGAGUCUUCCUCAGUACUCAGCUGUGACAUCUCCGCCGAUGACCAGUUCAUCGUCACCGGCUCCGGGGACAAAAAGGCCACAGUGUAUGAGGUUAUCUACUGAACCGCCGGACCUCCUGGAUGCAGCACGUGAAAACAGAAGGCCUCAUGUGGGCUGUGACGAAGAGGAGAACAGUUUCACUUGGUGUGUUUUUUUUUUUUUUUUUUUUUUUUUUAUACGGGACGGAGCAGAAGACGACCCUGGUCCUUUGGUCUUUUGACCUCUUGGUGGCAAAGGUCGUAAGAGGCCAGUCAGGGUGAAAAUGCAAGUCCUCCAAAGUCCUAAUUUUUUCCCCCCCAUCGCGCUUUGUUUUUCCAUGACACAGAGGCUGACACUAAACGACUAAACGACCACUUUGGACUCCGUGCUGCUGGGUUUCGCAACAAGUGGCCGACGGCUGGGAAUAUUUAUGUGGGAUCGGCUGUCAUUGUGGCCAGUUAUCAGUGCUUUGGCUUUUCUUUAAUCCUCGGUGUGAGGUGCUGAAGCCAGUGCUCAGAUUGGAUUUUUUAUUAUUUUUUUGUUUUAAAUCAACCUGUGUUGCUGUUUGGCGCGGCUGUGGUAGUAGCCCAGGUAACACCUGUGUCGGGGGCUGGGUACUCAGGCAGACAAUCUCAUACCUUAAGUGUUAGGUGUGCUGCCUCAGUUUAAACAAGCAUGAUAGUCUAUAAAUGAACAUUUAAUAAAGGUUUCUGUUAAACGUUUUGAAAUGUAAAUAAAGGUUUUUUUUAUAGUGA
This is a messenger RNA of Brienomyrus brachyistius, 3582 nucleotides long. RefSeq names its product transducin-like enhancer protein 1. The record is from RefSeq and is a predicted model, not a curated record. Gene Ontology annotation, biological process: regulation of DNA-templated transcription; negative regulation of canonical Wnt signaling pathway. Gene Ontology annotation, molecular function: protein binding; transcription corepressor activity. NCBI's taxonomy places the organism in Eukaryota, Metazoa, Chordata, Actinopteri, Osteoglossiformes, Mormyridae. Gene Ontology annotation, cellular component: nucleus; transcription regulator complex.